UUUUCUCCCAUUAAAUCCGGACUGAUUAUAUCUCCGUUCAUCUUCAUCGUCUACAAGCCGUAAUUUCCCGCGAAAGCCGAAUCUCAGUACCACUUCUCUCCGACGGGUUUCAGAGUCUCCACUGUGAGACAUGAACAACGAUCGAUGCAUAAUAUGAAGAAAAAGGAGCUAAAGAAGAGCGCAUACGAGUACUGCCUCGUUUGCAAGCUAAACCAUGACCAAGGGCAGCGCCAUAAGUAUUUUCCCAACCACAAAAAAUCGCUUUCUUCUUUUCUAUCUCGGUUCGAGAUCAAGCUGUCCGACGUUCGCUUUUUUCUCAAGACUCCUUUUCUCCUCUCCCCCGAGUUUGCUUCUCACAAUCGGUUCUGGUGUAUCUUUUGCGAUGUUCAAGUUGAUGAGAAUGACAGUUCCUUCGCAUGUAGUAAUGCAAUUAAACACCUGGCCAGUGCGGAUCAUCUGAAAAAUUUGAAGCAUUUCUUCUGGAAGUAUGGUGGUGAUGUGGAACGUCUGGAUAGUUAUAGAAUUUUGGAUGCUGAUGUAGCUAAGUGGGAGAAGAAGUGCAAAGUACAAAGUGUAUCUGCUUCAUCCAGUCUUGGACCUGCAAAUGAUAUCCACAAUCAAGUCCAAUAUGAAAAUUUUGAUAAUUUUGGGAAUAAUAAUAUCCACUCUGUUGAAUCUAGUUCAUCAAUAAGUGUUUUGCCUUUACACAGUUAUACAAAUGAGUAUCAGGUAUCCAAUUCAUCCUAUUCAGGGUCCUCUGAUGUUUCAAAUUUGGUCUCGUUUCCACAUGAUACCACUGUUUCUUUGCAUGAUGGUUCAUGUUCUGGUGCACAUCUAUGGAGCUCAAAGAAUUUAACACUUAGCGAGGUCAACAAGCAUUAUCAACUGGAUAUUGGUAGAACAUGCACUGCUAAUGGUCAAUCCAGUGGUCAGGGGAUGUACGGGAUGCAUCAGAAUGAAAGAACUGCGAACACAGAAAGCCAUCCGGAGGGUUUUCAGACCCUCACUCGGAUUUCUAAUAUUGUUUCUGGAGAUUCUGGAGGAAAUAUUAAUUCUGGGAUGUUGCCUCCUUGGCUUGAAAAGCCUGAAGAUAGUGGAUUUAAUGUUCAAAUAAGACCAAUGGUUGGAGGUGGUGUUUCUUCUUUGAAGGAAUCUGCAAAGUCCAAUAAACUGAACCCCAAACGGGUAGGGGCUGCAUGGGCAGAAAAAAGAAAGAGGGAGCUGGAAAUGGAGAAGAGAGGAGAAAUUGUCCAAAGCUAUGGUGACAAGAAUUGGCUUCCUAAUUUUGGCAGGGUAUGGCAAUCUGGAAGCCGUAAAGAAUCUAGAAAAGAAUUUGAGAAGGAGAAAUCAAAAUUGCUGAUGGUUGAAAAUUCACCUGAAACAAAUGUCAAUAUUCAGCCGUACAUUAGCAAACGGAUGCGUAGAGACCAGGAGAACGAGGAAGAUGCUGCCAAUCACACGAGUGUAUAAGACAACGAUUUUCAAAAACUUCUCUUCUAGAGAAUUAUUGUACAUGCACAAUCCUUGUGAAAGAUCAGUUUGGAAACAGAAUUAGGCUUGGAGUUUGAUAGGAAAUUUUAAAGGGUGGCCGAUUUGUCACCUCUUCAUUAGUUUAUUCACAAUCGUUCAAAUUUAUCGUAGCAAACAUGACAUUAAUUUUCUUUAAGAUGUCGGCUAAAAAAAUUUCUUGAGAUAUUAGUUGUAAUUGAGAACAGGAUUUUCUUAACCAACAUUGCACAGGAUUAACUACUGUUGGGCCACUCUGGGUAUUGGAACUAAUUGCAAAACAUAGUUUGAGUGCUCCAUGUUUUUCAUUUCCUAUUGGCUAAUUGCUAUAGCACCGGCUCCUAAAAUCUGCUGCUACCGAAGUUGUCAACUGAAGCAAGUCUAUAUUUCGUUAAAAUCUUGAGCUUAUGUAUGCAAGUCAUAAUACUUUAGUUUCCUCGUGCACUGUUUUAACUUUUAAGUACUAUUUUAGAACAUUUUCCCAAAGGCCCGACCAACCCAUAUUUGGCCGCGGCUUGAUCUACGUGGUAUAAUUACUAUUUUUAUGAUCACUAUGUUAAACAAUUAAAAGAAAAUGUGUGCUCUUAUGACCGUGGCAUUUGAUUCUUCAAAUUUUGUUUUACUUUUGCAGUGGGCAAUCAGCUGUUCUAUAUCUCCCGUUUUCAUCUUUUUCCAGUUGCUGCUGAGAAGUUGCCCAGGGACUGGUUGAAUACAUGUUUCUCUGUACCUUCAGCUCAGAAGAAAAGUGAUCUCAUUGCUGAAUGACUAUGCCUUUGUCAGGACAGAAGCUGGUCGAAUUUUUCUCAUUUCUAAUCCUGAAAAUCCAGAGCUUCCCUUUGGAGGAAAUCAAAUUUUCAUCACAAAGGAACUCCCAAGAAUACCACUUUUCAAUCAUACGAUCUGUAUCAUGUACAACUACAUCAGUGGUGUUCCCUUCUCUUGCAAUGAUAGCAGCACUGUAAAUUGUUGCCAUUCUUCCUGGUGCCUGAGGACUAUCACCUCUUGGUCCAUCCACGACCACCACAUCCCAUUUGACUUCAUAAACUUCUCUUGGAAGAUCAGUCAAGGCAAGUUUGCACUUUGAUGAAUUCCUGAGCGCUGAUUCUGGUGCACAUGAUUUGUUUCCUCUUGCAUGCUUUAACAACUUUUUGUAGGAAUCAUCCUCAAGAAAAACAUUGUUUCCACCGUCAUUGACUGCUGAGAGGUUAAGGUACUGUGAUUCAAUCCCAAAGAAAAGGACAUUGCAGGGUGUCUUUUCAGCAAUCAGAUUUGAAAGAAGCUUGAAUUCCUUCCCUGAAAUGGCAGCUUCAUUUGCUGAGGUUCUACUCUGUUUCUCUGAGAACCCUGAUUUUGGGUGUUGAAGCUUUGAAGGCAAUGCAAUUGCUAGAAGUGGAGAAGUGUUAGAUGUGGUAAGUGCAAUCCUAACGAGUCUGAGAAUGGAGAGACUAGACAGAAUCAAGACGAGAACAGGUGAGAUAGAGGGGGGAGAAAGCGAUUCUGAUGGCACAAGUGAGUGGCAAUCCUCCACUGCUAGAAGCAUUUUGUUUUACUGUUCGCUUUCAGCCGCAUCAGAGCCACCAUCUUAUUCUUAUUAGAGGGGCGCUAGUGGGGUGUUGCUAGAUUGUAUCUUAAAUAACCAAGGAAUGGAUCAUCAGUCACCAUGUCACAAUUGUUCACCGACCCUCUUGAAAAAGAAAGCCGAUUGAACGAAGGCAGCGAACUGAAGAAGAGGGUGAAGGGACAUGCUUCUCAAAGUGAAGUUAGGAACAAAACAAUGGGUGAAAUUCCAGUUUAAUGGUCACUUUCAAGGGGAAGUUUCGUGGAAAGUACCAAAGCAAAAGAUGUAACGAUGGAGAGCUGUUUGACAAGUGACUCAAAGGGGGGAAAUUAAAUUAGAACAUCAAUAACAUUAACAGUGAGCUGUUUAAAUGAAGAUCAACCCCUUUUUUUAAUUUUGGUAUUAUAAAUUAAAGUCGUAGAAAAGAAAAGAACAAGCAAUGGAAACUCAGGUUUUGUCCAGGACCAAGUCUUCAUUCAAUUGAUAGCUAAUAUUUAAUGUCAAAUUGCAAGUGUAAAAACUUUGAUGAGGAUUUUAAUAUUAUCAUAUGACGAUUGUCUGUUUGUAAUA
Cucumis sativus (cucumber) is the source of this 3634-nucleotide messenger RNA. Its product is annotated as TITAN-like protein. Lineage: Eukaryota; Viridiplantae; Streptophyta; Magnoliopsida; Cucurbitales; Cucurbitaceae. Bases 145 to 1470 code for a protein of 441 amino acids. The transcript has 11 exons. The record is from RefSeq and is a predicted model, not a curated record.